Acanthocheilonema viteae is the source of this 1245-nucleotide messenger RNA. The record is from the annotation of a GenBank genome assembly. Lineage: Eukaryota; Metazoa; Nematoda; Chromadorea; Rhabditida; Onchocercidae.
AUGAAGUUCGAGAACUUGCUCGGUCAGCGUGGCACUGCUGUGGCGAAGCGUCUUGGAUGGAAGCAAGGGGAUGAAGAAGAAAGCUGGUCAAAGAAAGCUAUCGAUAGCUUGAUGAAAAAACUACAAAAACAUAACAAAGAAGCACUAGCAAGUUUAGAAAUGGCACUGCAGUGUCAAGGACGUCAACGAACAGACUGUGUUACCAUACCACGAUCACUUGAUGGCAGAUUACAGAUAUCGCAUCGAAAAGCAUUGCCUCAUGUGAUUUAUUGUCGUGUUUAUCGUUGGCCAGAUUUGCAAUCACAUCAUGAAUUGAAAGCAAUCGAUGAUUGCCGUUAUUGUUACGAAUCAGGUCAAAAAGAUGUGUGUAUCAAUCCAUACCAUUACGAAAGAGUGGAAAGUGCUGGUAUUUUGCCUCCAGUUUUGGUGCCACGGUAUACCGAACCACCGCCACAUAUUAUACCGCGACUAUUACGUAUUUCCAGAUUACAGACGAGUCCAUCGGCUUCAUCGAUGCCAUGCAAUAUUGACUUCAGUCACUAUAGUGAUGCAGUGAUGAUGUCAAAACGUGACGACGAAAUGGAUGCAAGUAUAGUCAUCCCGAAUGGCGUUACCACGAUAGAGGUACCAUAUGAGGAAGGAAAGUUCUGGGCUACGAUUAGCUAUUUCGAACUCAAUACUCGUGUUGGCGAGCAAUAUAAAGUUUCAUCCCCAACUGUUGAAAUCGAUGGUUUUACGGAUCCAACCUCAAAUCCUAGUAAAAUAUGUCUUGGUCUUUUGUCCAACGUAAAUAGAAAUCAACAAAUCGAAUCAACUAGACGACGUAUUGGACGAGGAGUAAAACUAACUUAUGUCCCAAAUCAAGGAACGCUUUUCGCUGAAUGCCAGAGUGAAAGUGCCAUAUUCAUUCAAUCUCGUAACUGCAAUUAUUUUCACAGUUUUCAUCCCACAACAGUAUGCAAAAUAACAAAUGGCAUUUCUUUGAAAAUUUUCGACAUGUCAAAAUUUAGAGAGUUGUUAGCGGAAUCGACACGUUGUUGUUCGUUUGAUGCAAUUUAUGAGCUAACAAAUAUGACAAUCAUACGUAUGUCAUUUGUAAAAGGUUGGGGUGCUGAAUAUCAAAGGCAGGAUGUAACAUCUACGCCAUGUUGGAUUGAAAUACAUCUCCAUGCUCCAUUACAGUGGUUGGACAAAGUUCUUUCACAAAUGGGUCCUCCACCUAAUCCGAUUUCUUCAAUAUCUUAA